CGGACCUCACGCAACACAAAAAAACACGCACAAAAAGCGUCUUUAUUAUAUUUUACAUAUUUUCAUGGUCUUUCGUCAAAACUCAAAGCCAAAACCUGAACAACGCCUCCUUUGUCCAAAAUCCAACAACGUAAUUUUGCCGCAAACAGUCGAAACCCAUCUCCUAAUCUAGCCCCGAAACCCGCCACUGUGCUCACAACCUCAGAUCCACACCUCUCUCACGUCCAACGAUAGCUAAAACUAAAAGCACAAAAGGCUUCGGUUCCUCAUAAAAUUUCAUGCUUUUUCCGUUGUGAUUGUCGUCUUUGUUUAAUGCAGUUUAGAGAGAGAGAGAUUUUCAGAUAGUGGGAGGGGAAGAGAUGGUAACUCAGGUUGUGAAAGUGAAAAGGGAGACCCUGGAGGCAUGCAUGACGUGCCUUCUUUGUAAGAAGCUCUUGAAGGAAGCUACAACGAUAUCUUUGUGCCUCCACACGUUUUGCAGGAAGUGCAUAUAUGAGAAGCUCUCUGAUGAGGAGGUGGAUCGUUGUCCUGAAUGCAACAUCGAUCUGGGCAUUCUUCCAGUGGAGAAACUCAGGCCAGACCACAAUUUGCAAGAUAUAAGGGCCAAAAUUUUCCCUCUGAAGAGAAGGAAAGUUGAGGCCCCUGAAAUUACAGCUACAAAUCCACUGCCGAUUAAAAGGAAGGAGAGAUCACUAUCUUCAUUGGUGGUCAGCACUCCCAAAGUGCCAAUACAGAGUGGCUUGACUGGAAGGAGAACAAAAGCUGCAAGAAAAGCUUCUGUUAUGCGAGGAUGCAGUUUUUCCAUUGAGGAAGCUGCCAAGAAAGAAGAUUCUGCUGGUGAUCAUCCUUUGAGCUCCAGCUCACUUGAUUCUCAAGUUAAAACUACUCGAAAUAAAAGGCAGGAUUAUUCAGGCGCUGAAACUUUUAAUGAGCGAAUACCUAAGAAAGACACAGAGAAUGAUGUGGAGUUAAUUGAAGGGAAAGUUGAUCUGUGGACACCCUUGAACUGUCUUGUUGAAGCUGCGAACAGAACCAAAACCUCUAAGUUUAAUUCACCAGGGCUGUCACUUGCCAAAUUGGAGCAACCCAACCAUGGUAGUGAAGUAUAUAUGCCUGAAACCAAAGCCAGAGCAGAAUCACCUAGUGCUCCUGACAGUGAAGUAUAUAUGCCUAAAAGCAAAAGAAAUGGACACAAUACUAAAGUCCAGGAUGAAACUAAUGGAACAACCUCACCUCCAGGACCUUUAAAGCGUAGAAGGUUGCGUGCAGCAGGUCGUAAAAGCACAGCUGCAUGUAGGCAGCUGCACUCCUCGUCCCAAGUCAUGCUAGAUGUUUCAGGUUCUAAGCGCAACAGAAGAAAUAGUCCAAUUUGGUUCUCAUUAGUUGCUUCAGAAGACAGGAAAGCAGAUGUUUCCUUGCCACAAAUAUCUGCCUGUUACAUAAGGAUAAAGGAUGGUAAAAUGCCUGUUUCAUUUAUCCAAAAGUACCUUGUGAAGAAACUUGAUCUUAUGAGUGAAGCUGAGGUGGAGAUAAUGUGCCGAGGUCAGCCAGUGGUUCCAUCAUUGCAACUACAAAACUUGGUAGAUCUGUGGUUUCGGACAGCAUCGACAUCAAAAAAAGUACCAGCAUCUGUUGGGUCCUCUGCUAAGGACUUUGUGAUGGUACUGUCAUAUUGCCGGAAAGUCCAAACCCCUUGAGAGAACUUUUUUUUCAGUUUUUUCCGCUUUCUUGUCCUUGCAACUUACAUCUUUAAUUAUACAAGUCCUUUGAAUCUUUGAGGCUGCAUCAACUAAGGUGAUUCGAUCAAUAAUGUACGUUAGUACAAUGUAUGUUUUCACCUGAAUAAACUUUUUUAAUUAAUUUUAUUCUAUUGGUUUGCCAUAUCA
Juglans regia (Persian walnut) is the source of this 1886-nucleotide messenger RNA. RefSeq names its product E3 ubiquitin protein ligase DRIP2-like. Gene Ontology annotation, molecular function: ubiquitin-protein transferase activity. The transcript has 7 exons. The record is from RefSeq and is a predicted model, not a curated record. NCBI's taxonomy places the organism in Eukaryota, Viridiplantae, Streptophyta, Magnoliopsida, Fagales, Juglandaceae. Bases 360 to 1697 code for a protein of 445 amino acids.